Messenger RNA from Symbiodinium necroappetens, 894 nucleotides. NCBI's taxonomy places the organism in Eukaryota, Dinophyceae, Suessiales, Symbiodiniaceae. The record is from the annotation of a GenBank genome assembly.
GGUGGCAGCUCGGUGCAAGCGGUCAUCACCAACAGAGAGCAGCUCAUCGAGACCCGCGGCCCUCAAGAUCGUGCCUAUGCCGUGCUCCAUGGGGACGGCACGGUAAGAUGCGGAGGAUCUCCAGAAUUUGGGGGCGACUGCAGUGGAGUGCAGGAUUUUCUGCACGAUGUGCAGGCCAUCCACUCGACACGGUCGUUCUUCGUGGCCCUGCAGCAUGACGGCUACCUCGUGACCUGGGGGCGCGACUACUACGAACAUCUCCAUAUCUUAGAAGAUAUUGCUCAGCUGUGGUGUCUGGUACAAUCCAUCGCAACUGCUGACCUUGCUGUUGCAGCACUCCUUAAAGACGGCAGUGUCGUAUGCUGGGGAGAUGCAGAGGAGGGGGGUGACUGCCAAGCUGUCCAAAGGCAGCUGAGACGAUCCGGUCGCAGCGUGACGCAUAUCCGAGGCUUCUCAGCGGGCUUUGGCGCCGUCUGCAGUGACGGCUCUGUCGUGACAUGGGGCCGUGCAACGCUGCCGGACCGACUUCGGCACGUUCGGAAUGUUGAGCAGCUGGAAGCGACAGAAAAAGCCUUUGCUGUCCGACUCAGCGAUGGCUCCGUGGUGGCUUGGGGCGAUCCGGAGUUCGGCGGCGACUGCAGCAGCGUUGGUCCAGGCAUUGUUCAGAUGAUCGUCGCCGGUAUUGCUGCCUUCGCCGCACUCUGCCAGGAUGGUUCAGUGGUAUCCUGGGGAGACCCCUUCAGGGGAGGCAACCGACGGGAGAUUGCUGCCCAACACAGGGGGGAGGUGGCUCCGUUUCGUCACGGCUUCGUCGCAAUCCUGGAAGACGGCUCGGAAGUGUAUUCGGAUGAUUGGGCAUCACAGCGUCAAACCUACUCACCGAGUCAGGUCUAG